AGGUUUGGUUACGAACAGCAAGAGAAUUUUUUACGACUAUGGAUGUGGGUAUGUAAUCAAAUUGACAAAAUGAUGAAGAGGUGAAGGCAGUCGAAUGCGCCCUCGCGGAGAAGUGUUUGCUGGAGCAAUUGAUUUAAAUCGACGUCACCAAAUUGGAUUUCACAUACAUUCAAGUACAAAAAGGUAUUCCGGCUCUUUCCAUGGGAACAGCUAUGGAGAGCUAAGUGAGUGUGGAGGAUGACGGCGGUGUACAUGAAUGGGGGGACUCUGGGGAGUCAGCGUUACGCCCGGUGGAGCCGGCAGGACAGUGCCGAGGACUACCCCUACAGCGAGCGCUACACUGAGGAGGAGGACGGCAGGCAGCGGCGGCUGACUCCCUUUGAGAAGCUGACCCUGGACAUGUCCCACGAUGAGAAGGUGGUGAAAGAGCUCACCCUGGGCAAGAGAAUCGGCUUCUACCGGGUCCGUGGAGAGAUUGGGAGCGGCAACUUCUCCAACGUCAAGCUGGGCAUCCACUCCCUCACUAAAGAAAAGGUAGCGAUUAAAAUCCUGGACAAGACAAAGCUGGACCAGAAGACACAGCGUCUGCUGUCAAGAGAGAUCUCCAGCAUGGAGAUGCUGCACCACCCCAAUGUGAUCCGGCUGUACGAGGUUGUGGAGACCCUGUCCAAGCUGCACCUUGUCAUGGAGUAUGCAGGAGGAGGGGAGCUCUUUACCAAGAUCAGCACAGAGGGGAGGCUCUCCGACACAGACAGCAGAAUCGUCUUCUCUCAAAUCCUCUCUGCAGUCAAACACAUGCAUGAUAACAGCAUAAUUCACAGAGACCUGAAAGCAGAGAAUGUGUUUUAUACCUGCAACAUGUGCGUGAAGGUGGGAGACUUCGGCUUCAGUACCAUCAGCAAGAAAGAAGAGACCCUCAACACGUUCUGUGGCUCUCCACCUUACGCAGCCCCUGAACUGUUCAGAGACGAGAACUACGUGGGCAUCUUCGUGGAUGUCUGGGCGCUGGGCAUCCUGCUCUUCUUCAUGGUGACUGGCACCAUGCCUUUCAGAGCAGACACUGUAGCUAAGCUGAAGAAGUGCAUUCUGGACGGCACUUAUACCAUCCCCCCUUAUAUCUUAGAGCCCUGCCAGAGACUGAUUCGAGGCAUCCUGCAGCCUGUGCCUGCCAACCGCUACACUAUAGACCACAUCAUGACCAGCGAGUGGCUUCACUCGGUCCAGUUUCCCAAAGCUAUGGAGCCUUUCAAACUGGACCCCAUGUAUCUGACUGAAACCUGUGACCUGAAGGCAGAGGAGGUGGAAGUUAAAGUGGCUUUGGAGAAUCUGGGUAUCACAGAGGAGCACAUUAGGAACAACCAGGGGAAGGACUCGCGCAGCUCCAUCACUGGAGUUUACCGCAUCAUCCUGCACCGUGUGCAGAAGAGACUGGCAAGCGACAGCGUGCCCAUUAUCACACAGCUGGAACUCAAAGACUCCAAGAAAGAGAGGCACAAGCCUAAUCGAGAGAUCAGAUACACAUCCAAACUCUGUUCAAUUUUAUAA
Messenger RNA from Polyodon spathula (Mississippi paddlefish), 1545 nucleotides. Its product is annotated as serine/threonine-protein kinase NIM1-like. Lineage: Eukaryota; Metazoa; Chordata; Actinopteri; Acipenseriformes; Polyodontidae. The transcript has 4 exons. The record is from RefSeq and is a predicted model, not a curated record. Gene Ontology annotation, molecular function: ATP binding; protein serine/threonine kinase activity; tau-protein kinase activity. Gene Ontology annotation, biological process: protein phosphorylation; microtubule cytoskeleton organization; intracellular signal transduction. Bases 238 to 1545 code for a protein of 435 amino acids. Gene Ontology annotation, cellular component: cytoplasm.